This is a messenger RNA of Fusarium sp. VM40, 762 nucleotides long. Lineage: Eukaryota; Fungi; Ascomycota; Sordariomycetes; Hypocreales; Nectriaceae. The record is from the annotation of a GenBank genome assembly.
AUGGCAUCGAGCCAGCCCCAGACCAAUGGGGUUCCGGCCUCAUCAGCAGGCACUUCGCAAACAGUACCAAACACACAAACUACCGCCGCCUCCUCGAGUCAACCUACUACACAGAACGCCCCUCCUGCUACACCAUCAACAACCGCCCCCCGGCCGCGCGACUCCCGUUUGAUCGAGCUUCUGCUUACGUCGCAAGGCGUCACUGCUUACGAGCAGCGUGUACCUCUGCUGCUACUCGAUUUCGCCUACCGCCAUACAUCCUCUGUGCUGAGCGAUGCGCUACAUCUUUCCGGCGACCCAUAUGUCACACAGGCUGGCUCUAAGCCAUCAGCAAACGCUGGUGCCAUCUCAGCUCCCGCAGGUGAUGCUGCAGUCACAGCCAAUGCCGUUAAGCUCGCCAUUGCCUCGCGACUCAACUUCCAGUACCGUGGAGGAAACGCCGGUGGGGGUAUUAGUAAAGACUAUAUGCAGGAGCUUGCGCGUGAACGAAACAAGGUGGCAUUGCCAAAGAUCGUGCCUAGCGAAUGGGGUGUUCGACUACCGAGCGAACGGUUCGUGCUUAGUGGGACGAGCUGGGGUCUGAAGGAUAUGUGGGAUGAAGCGGACGAAGAUGAGGAGGAGGAUGAGGAUCAAGGGGGCGAUGCUAUGGAGGGCAUUGAGGGCCCUGAACCUGAAGAUAUCGGUGGAGAUGGCGUGGAGGGUGGUACAGUUGAGGACAUGUUUGGUGAGGACGUCGACGAGGAAAUGGCAGAAGAGGGCUAG